CGCUUCUUCAGCUUAUCGUGGGCAUCUCCAGAAAAUUCUUGGGUUGGCUUAAAUAUUUGCUAUAAAGGUCAUAUUGUGGGCAUAUCGAUAGAACAACUGUUGGAAUUGACAGAUGGUUGAGUCUAACCCAGGAAUGGCAGAGGAAGUCAAGGAGGAUCCCAAAACCAAUGGAGAGUUAAAUACAGUGGAUAUGAAGGAAGUUAAUGGCUCUGGUAAGCCCCCAGAUGUGAAAGAAGAAGUAGUCGUCGCAGAACCCGAGAAGGUUGUUAGUGGCCCGAUUCUAGAGGCUCCAGAAGUUCCACUAUUGGCCUUCCCGAAUGAUGUAGAUCAGACAAGUGAAGCGAAAUACAAGAACGGACACCCAAGUCGUACGCAGAGUCCAAACAGAAGCCGCAAUCGGAACCGAGGAAGAAGCGCCGACUCUCGCGGUAGGGACAGGAAUUCAAAUGAAGAGCGACCUGUUCCGAAGGUGGUUCACAAGAUCGAGUAUCGUCAUGUCUCUUCCAACGCCGUUGUUUUCGAAGAAGAAUCUGAUCGCUUUGCUCCGUCAAAGCCGCCACCGGAGGAGCCAGUGCUCGAGGUCAUCACGAUAGCCUUUACGGCUCAGGACAGGUCUCCGUAUUCAUACAGGCACGAUGUCAUCAAACCACCACCGAUUCAUUCGAUGGGCCAUACAUACGUCCAGGUGAACUCCGCUGCUGUUAUCAAUGCGUUGCGUAACGUAGUGGAGUACUAUCCAGGACAGAAUCUAAUAGGAGACUCUAUCACAAUCUCCGAGCCGUACACUAUUCUAGUCCAUCACGAACAAGAGCUUGCUCAGUAUCGAGAGAUGUUCGCUCCUGGCUCACGAGGUGUUGAUGAUGAGCCAUGUGAAGUGGAGGAAGAUACCUACGAACACCUCGGCAUCGUGCUGGACUUCUUGUCAAAGACUAUGAAAGACAGCAUGGAAAAGGAGAGGGCUCGUCACGCUCGGGACAAGCCCCUGGCCACAUAUGAGAUGCUGUGGACUCUUUACAAACCCGGAACAAAUGUCUACUUUGAUUCACAAAGCGCCGGUAUCUUCGACAGUUUCGUUGUAAAGAAUGUCAGUUGGGAGAUUAACAAUGGAGCCCCCGUUCGAUACAACAUCGGCCUUUGGAACCUGUACUAUGACUCCAUUCAUAUAGGGCCAAGAAAUCAUCAUGCAGUUGUGUUGCCAUUUGAUGGCGAAAAGGAGAUUGGCUCACUGGACAUAUUCCCGUGUGAGUAUCUCAGAGAAGAUCUACAUAAGGAGACAGCCGAGGCAAUGCAAAAGCGAUUAGAAGAGAGAGGUAAAGUAUUCUUCAAGUUGACUUCGAAGCAAUGUAUGUGGUACGAUGGCUUGACCACAACAUUUCCCCGCCAGAAGUUCACCGGUACUGUCAUGGUUGAUGCCGAAUCGUUUUGGGCAUCCCUACAAGAGAAGUCCGGUAGCAAAUCUGGCUCUCCGUCUCCCCCACCACUUAUAAGUGAUGAUGUGGGAGAGCGAACAAUAGGAGGCAUUCCGACGUGCUUCUGCAAAAGAUGCGUCAAGCUCAAUAGCUCGAAAAAGAAGUCCAAAUUCGCAGAUUAUGCACGCAUCAAUCCCAUGACACAGAAGGAACUCACACCACACCAGUAUUGGCUCUGCGAUCGAUCUGUCUGGGGCUUUAUCAUGAAAGUCCGCGCAUGGCACCGUCUCGAUGCUGCCAACUUCUCUGCCGCAAAGUUCGAUACCACACUCAUGAACGACCUCGUUCUCGCAUCUGACACCAAGAAUCUGAUCAAACUACUCUCGAAAAAGUACGCUCGUGAAACACCCGCUCCAGCUGCCGACGCUCCUGAAGCGGACCACUGGGCCGCAGAUUUUGUGCAGGGCAAAGGAGAAGGGAUGAUUUUCUUGCUCCACGGCAAGCCUGGUGUAGGAAAGACGUACACAGCUGAAUGCGUGGCUGAGUACACACGCCGCCCGCUGCUGAGCCUGACUUGCACCGACAUUGGGACGAAUCCUCUUGUCAUUGAGAGUAAGCUGGCGUACUGGUUCAAGCUGGCUAAGCACUGGGGCACGAUUUUGUUGAUUGACGAGGCAGACAUUUACAUGGAGCAUAGAAAGACGCGGGAUUUGGAGAGGAACAAUCUUGUCGCGGGUUUCUUGAGAGCGAUGGAGUACUAUCAAGGAAUCCUUUUCCUGACUACAAAUCGAGUGGGUACUUUCGACGAUGCAUUCAUCAGCCGCAUUCAUGUGAGCAUCCAUUAUCCAGAGUUUAGCGAAGCAGACCGCAAGGAGGUGUGGAUUAGCUUUUUCCGCAAGCUGGAAGCCGAGAAAGGGGAUAAGAUGGUUGUAUGCGACGACGUAAAGACAUAUGUCACCGACGACAAGGACAUGCGAGUUGUGAAGUGGAAUGGGCGAGAAAUUCGGAACGCAUUCCAAACCGCAGUUGCACUCGCUGAAGUGGAAGACGAGAAGGUUUCAGCCGACGACGACCGGGUGGUGCUCAAGAUGAGCCACAUCGAGUCCAUUGUUAAGAUGUCGGCUAAUUUCAAAACGUAUCUGAACACGCUGCAUCAAGGAGACGAAACGAAGCGGGCGGCGAGAGAAGGGUUGCGUGUUGAUGAUUUCGAAGAAGCUGUUGAGAGGGAGAAGAAGGGGUUCGCGCAUUACAUGUGAGGCAAGACUAUGAUGAUACAAAGGGCUACAACAGUAGAAAUGAGCGAGAUGAAGUAUACGCACGGGUCGAUUUUCUGUAUAACGUUGGGAAGUACAUAUAGUAGCACAAUUAAGUGUUUUGAAUGCUGAUUUGCCGG
Pseudovirgaria hyperparasitica is the source of this 2802-nucleotide messenger RNA. RefSeq names its product P-loop containing nucleoside triphosphate hydrolase protein. Gene Ontology annotation, molecular function: ATP binding; ATP hydrolysis activity. NCBI's taxonomy places the organism in Eukaryota, Fungi, Ascomycota, Dothideomycetes, Acrospermales, Acrospermaceae. The coding region runs from base 134 to 2665 and encodes 843 amino acids. The transcript has 5 exons. The record is from RefSeq and is a predicted model, not a curated record.